Messenger RNA from Punctularia strigosozonata HHB-11173 SS5, 2029 nucleotides. Its product is annotated as HlyIII-domain-containing protein. NCBI's taxonomy places the organism in Eukaryota, Fungi, Basidiomycota, Agaricomycetes, Corticiales, Punctulariaceae. Gene Ontology annotation, molecular function: signaling receptor activity. The coding region runs from base 55 to 1869 and encodes 604 amino acids. The record is from RefSeq and is a predicted model, not a curated record. Gene Ontology annotation, cellular component: membrane. The transcript has 6 exons.
GGACCCGUCCCUCCGUCCGUCGCUUCUUGGCACCACAUUCGUUUCCACAGAACAAUGCCAACAACAUCGUCAACGACGACGACGACGACGACCGCCGUCGAAGCAACGCGGACCGUGCCUAUGAGGCGGAAUAGACGUCGACUCUCCUCGUACCGUUCCAAUCCUCAAAGGCAGAUGCUCUGUCAUACUCUCCCCAAGUCGCUCGACGCGUUGGACCUAUCCUCCUCCGGCGUCCCACGCCCGACGCUUGCCUCCCUACGCGUGCAUGUUUUGGCCUACCUCGCCGACCUCGAGACGCGCCUCAGCCUGCUCGAAUCUCCCCAAUUCAGCCCGGCAAGUUUAGGUCUGGGAUCCGGAUUCGAUUCCUACAUCGAGAGCGCUGAGAGCAAGGUGCAUGAGAAGGUCGAGGAGGUUAGGCAGUGGGCAAGGGCAGGACUCGAGAGUAUAGCCAAGAUCCGGAGCGACGUGUGCUCGUACCUCCCCGAUUUCCCAGACUUAGAAGAGUCGAUGGUCAACGUGAAAUCUCGCCUCCCGGGCGUAUCCCCACUGGGCUCUCUUUCAUUAGAGGAAAUGCGCUCUCGCCUGCCGGAAUUGCCCAGCGUCGAAGAUGUACGCUCGCGUCUUCCCGAAAUACCUCAACUGCCGGACAUCCAGCUCCCGGAGCUCUCCAUGCCUCAAAUGCCAGAGCUCGAGUUCGACCUCUCCACCCUCCGGCCUCGGCUUGAGUCCCUUUCCUCGCAUAUCGACUCUUUACAGACACAUCUCUCUUCUGCCGCGCUGUAUCUCCCGCACCUCCCGCAUGUCUACAGCCUCAACAUGAGCAUCGCGCCCAGCACCAUGCUCUCCGACCUUCUAGACAAGGUGCUCAUGUCAGACCACCUGUACAAGAUGCUUCCGAAGGAGGACGAGAAGGAGGAGAGCAUGCUAGAGAAGGCGGCACGGGAGGUCGCGGCGGCAGUGAAGUCCUCCAUGCACGGCGCGAAACUCAUCCGGUACUCGGAUCUGCCGAACAAGUGGCGAAACAACCCGUUCGUAACGAGAGGCUAUCGAUUUAUCCCUCUGGACCAGUGGCAUCGUAUUAUCAUAUCUCUGGGACAGAUCCAUAACGAAACACUGAAUAUCCAUACGCACUUCCUCCCCUUUGUGUUCUGGCUUCUGCCCCUCCUGCCUUUCACGCCCACUAUCGCCUCCCAACUCCCCUCCUCUAUCGCGUCCCUCCUCCCAUCAUCUCUCCACUCCGCCUCAAUGGUUCCAACCACAGCAGCAGACCUUGACCUUCCCGAACUGAUCUUUGUCAUCUUCGCGCUCCUCUGCCUCUUCGCGUCAGCCGUCUGGCAUACCAUGGCCGGUUGCGCACACCCGCGCGGUAUGGAGAUCUGCGCGCGGCUCGACUACGUUGGUAUCGGAUGGUUGAUAAGCGCGAGCGUAGCCUCGGUCAUGUACUACGCCUUCCAAGCCCACCCCGCGGCACGCGACAUUUACCUCGGACUCUCCUUCUUCACCGCAAUCGCGGGUACGGUCCUCCCCUUCAUGGACUGGUUCAAUCAACGGCAGUACAAGAAAUAUCGCAUCAUGUUUUUCCUCGCGCUGGGCUUCACUGCGCUGGCCCCGCUCACGCACCUUUCCCUUCUCUUCUCGCCCUACCGCACUCUUGUCUUCAUCGCGCCGGUUCUGCGCUCCGUGUCCUCCUACCUCGCCGGUCUCGUAUUCUACGCGACGCACUUCCCCGAGUGCAUGCUCUCCAAGCACCCGCGGUGGCGCUGGCUCGACUGGCUAGGCGGCGGUUCACACGCGAUCUGGCAUGCGUUCAUCGUGCUCGCGAUCGCCCAGCACCGGGCAGCGAUCGCGGGGCUGAAGAGUGGGAUAUGAAGUCCCGGUAUGGAUGUAGGGGUUGGCGUGAAGAUGAUGGGGAGGUAGACGGUUUUCUGGUAUAGAUUCAUGGGGUUAUGCGUAUAGAUGGGUGGAACGUAGCAUAUUCCUGGACGUAAUUCAUUCUCUGGUUACGGUAUCAUCGGGCCACGACGUCGAC